Messenger RNA from Cydia splendana, 798 nucleotides. RefSeq names its product acyl-CoA Delta(11) desaturase-like. The transcript is spliced from 2 exons. Gene Ontology annotation, biological process: unsaturated fatty acid biosynthetic process. The record is from RefSeq and is a predicted model, not a curated record. Gene Ontology annotation, molecular function: stearoyl-CoA 9-desaturase activity; iron ion binding. Gene Ontology annotation, cellular component: endoplasmic reticulum membrane. The coding region runs from base 70 to 798 and encodes 242 amino acids. NCBI's taxonomy places the organism in Eukaryota, Metazoa, Arthropoda, Insecta, Lepidoptera, Tortricidae.
ACAGCUGGCGCUCACCGCCUCUGGGCCCACAAAACCUACAAGGCCACCCUCCCCCUUCAGAUACUCCUGAUGCUGCUCCAAUGCUUCGCCUGCCAGUACUCCAUCUUCCACUGGGCUAGAGACCAUAGACUCCAUCAUAAGUUCUCUGACACGGACGGAGAUCCUCAUAACGCGACUAGAGGAUUCUUCUUUUCGCAUAUUGGGUGGUUACUGGUUAAAAAGCACCCGGAAGCAAAGAAGAGGAUGAGGACGAUUGAUGUGUCGGAUCUUAAGGAGAAUAAGGUGUUGAUGUUUCAGAAAAAAUAUUCAACCCCAUUCAUCGGCACAAUCUGUUUCAUCUUACCAACCCUCUUCCCCAUGUACUUCUGGAACGAGACCUUUGCCUCAGCAUGGCACCUGACGAUCCUCCGAGUGAUAUUAUCACUCCACGCCACAUUCCUGGUCAACAGCGCAGCCCACGCCUUUGGGAAUAAACCUUACGACAGAAACAUCACACCUUCGCAGAACAUCUCAGUAUCUUUAGCAACUUUAGGGGAAGGAUACCACAAUUACCAUCACGUUUUCCCCUGGGAUUAUAGAGCUGCAGAACUGGGCAAUAAUGCUUUAAACUUUACUACACUUUUCAUAGAUUUUUUCGCCUGGCUUGGGUGGGCGUAUGACUUGAAAGCUGUUGGAAAUGACGUCAUAGCUAAGAGGGCAGAGAGAACUGGAGAUGGGACCAAUCUUUGGAGAUGGGGAGAUAAGGAUAUGCAUAAGGAACACGAGGAUAUUGCUAAAGUGUUGUGUAAAGGACAGUAA